Molecule: messenger RNA, 2201 nt
Organism: Tuber melanosporum (Perigord truffle)
Lineage: Eukaryota; Fungi; Ascomycota; Pezizomycetes; Pezizales; Tuberaceae
Exons: 1
Coding region: 1-1536 (511 amino acids)
Source: RefSeq, a predicted model, not a curated record
AUGGAGAAAGCUCUACCUUCCCCCGAUAUCUCACCGCGACCAGGACUCGAUGCCUUCCAAGACGCGCGCGCUAUCAUACGGCUUACGCAAUGCUCCAUCUGUUCUUUACCUCUGAGAUCUCCUAGGACCUUACCUUGUGGCAACUCACUCUGCCACAAAUGUAUGCCUGAAUGCUACAUUCGCCAAAACAUCUCAUACCCUAGCGUUGUCGGUCGACGGGAGGGAUUUUCGUGCCCUUUUCCGGAUUGCCGGAAGGAACAUUCUGCUGCCGACUGUAAUUUGGAUGUUACACUGGCGAAGGUGAUGGAGGUUGUGGAUAAGGAGCUGGGAUCACAGACACGGUUUCCGGAGGACACGGCGUUGGAGGUGGUUGUGAAUGUUGAUUGCACAGGUGGUUAUGAAGAGCGGAAAAGGCGGAUGUAUGGGGGACGGUUGGCUGCUAUAUAUGCCCUUUCAAAGCAGGGGGAAUUGUACUAUGACGAGGAUGCAACAUGCACUCCGCUGGUGGGCGACAACUUUGGUCCCUCCUACCUCGACUACGACGCUCUCGAGAGAUUAAUGGACAAGGCUCGAGCGGAUUUGGAGUGUCAGGUUUGUUAUGGAAUGCUUUUGGAUCCCGUCACCACUUAUUGUGGCCAUACUUUCUGUCGUGGAUGCUUGGAGCGGGUUUUGGACCAUUCUCGACAUUGUCCUUCCUGCCGACGGUUGAUGCACCUUCCAUCUAUCCUACCGGCACAGUCUAGCAAUAAGAGGCUAACAGAAUUACUGGUGGGGUUAUGCCCGGAGGCUCUGUCCCAACGAGCAUUGGCUGGGGCUAUGGAGUCGAUGGCUGGGAAUGGUGAUGGUGGACUGUCGACUCCAAUAUUUGUCUGUACGGCCUCUUAUCCUGGAAUGCCUACCCCUCUACAUGUUUUUGAGCCUCGCUACAGACUCAUGGUGCGACGAGCUUGUGAGAGUGGCGCAAGGAAAUUCGGAAUGUUGUUGCCGAACCGCACGGGUGCACCGCAGGGUGAUCUUGGUGUCACGCCCUUCAUGCAGUAUGGGACCAUGCUGCAGAUUGAAGAAAUAAACAUGUAUCCAGAUGGCCGCAGCGAUGUUUGGACCGUUGGUGUUUCACGUUUCAGGGUCAAGAGAUGGGGUAUUCGAGAUGAGUAUAUCGUGGCGGACGUGGAACGCGUAGACGACAUCCCGAUCAUCGAGGAGGAGGCCAUCGAAGCGCUGGAGACAGCUCUCUGCCUGUCUGCUGCUCAGGAAGUGCAUGCCUCUUGGAUGGGUUUGCCCACGCAGACCCUAUUGCAUAUUGGCCACCAAUUCGUCGACCAGAUGCAAGCGAUAUCGGCUCCAUGGCUCCAUGAAAACAAUAUCCUGGCCUUUGGACAACGACCGGAUGAUCCAGCUCUUUUUCCGUAUUGGCUCGCGAGUGUUUUGCCGGUGACCGAAACGGAGAAAUACCGUCUGUUGUGUUCCACUAGUGUCAGAGAACGACUGCAAAUUGUGGUAGGCUGGAUCAAGAAAAUCGAAACUCAUCGCUGGUAAUACUCCACCCAAUCAUAUCCCAUGCGGGCCAAUUUGAUAUCCACCGCAUCUCUAACGUAUGAUAGGUUCUCUGCUAGUACUUGCGUUAUUAUCUGAACUCUACCCACAUAAACCAAAACGCGAAAUCCAAAACAUUCAUAGACAGACACGCACCCAGCAUUACCUUACUGCACUCGUACAUUUACUCUUCAACCUCGUACCUCCGGUCUUUUUUGACCAUUUUUUUAUAUAACUUCACCGCUUGUUGUUUGUGUUUCUCGUUACUACUUUUUUUUUCUUUUUUCCUUCUCGUUCCAUGCAGGUGGCGUAUUCUCGAUCGCCAAUUGUACUUGACCGUGUUUUUCCUGUCGCUUUUUUUUUUUUUUUCCUUCGGCGCUUUCUGGAGCAUUUGGUUUUUUCUUUUUUCUUUUUAAUCCAGUUUGGGAGACUUGCACGAUAUAUUUAACGUUUUUUCUACUUAUCGUCUUCACCAUCGUCAUCACCACCAGUCCUUAACCAAAACUGUGGAUACUUCGCCUUUUUCCUUUUCACUCCCGGAGGCACAAUUGCUUUGUCGAUGUUAAACUUCAGAUCUCCUACUCUAUUUUUUGGUCUUAUUUUCGGAAAUUUCCACGUUCGGCAUGGUACUUUACUUUUCUUGGGGUGUUAUGCAUGGCAUCGGUGGG